UCUCUGCACCAGCCAGCGGCACCCACUCUGUGAAUUUUCAAUAUCGCCUAAGGCAGCCCUCUGCCAGGAGGCUUGGCCUCCCUAGGUGGUCCAAGCUUUCUCCCGAAGUCCCAGAUAUUUUAAAAAUGUGUGCUGUGAUGCUAAAUCUGCACAGGUUCUGAGGUGUCUACCUUUAAACUCAUCUCUCCCAUAAGCAAUGCUAGUUUUCGUCCCAUUUUGCAGAUGUGUAGGUUGUGAUGUAGCAGGAGUGCUUGAGUGUUUGCUGCCCAGGCCUUAGCUUCUGUUAAUAAGCGUGCCUCUGCCAGCUGCGUGGCCCCUGCCCUCGUGGGGCAGGAAUGUUGACAGCCUUUGUGAUUGCAGGUGCUCCAGGAGAGAGGACCACACCCAGCACCUUGCCUGCAGACACAGCUUCCCCACCAGUAACCACUCUCAGACCUGCACACAGCAGCCCUGCUGCCUCACCUCCACGCACCUCCAACUCGACCACCCAAGAUGUGGCCUCAGAUGAGCUCAAGUCAACCCUUGCACCAUCCUCUCUGGUCACUGCAACAAGCACUAUCUCUACAACUGCUCCCACAGCAAUAGCUCCUACUACUGCACCGAAGCCACCCUGUGGAGAGUACUAUAAAGAUAUCUCUGUGCACUACUCUCACCAAGACACAGGCAUAUACACCGCAGAGCUUAGUGUUGGUGGAGCGGAAUGUAACUCUCCUGGGUGUGAAAAGCAGCACAAGAGCCUCCAGGCCUGUGAGAAGAAGACCAUCAAUAUAUCAGCUCCUUCAUGCUCUCCUCCAUACGAGUAUGUAUUGGAGGUACCACCAGAUCCUCAGGAUUUUAUGCUGAAUGAGUGUGUAAAGCCUGAAGAUGCAAAUACUUCUCUUUGUUUACGUUGGGAAAUGAAGAAAAAUCUUACUUGUGAUCAAAAGAAUAUUACAUAUGAAUUUAAAUGUGGUGAAGCUUCUCAACGUAAUGAAAAGAGCAGAUUUGAAAUGUCAGCGCUUACUCCCAAACAGACUUAUCUUUGUAGUUCACAUGUAUUCUAUAAUAACCAAAGUUUUACUAGCCGAGAAAAAAAUAUUACAACAGAUUAUGGAGAUCCAGGAAGCCCUCAGAAUAUUAGUUGUCAUCACAAAACGGCACAUGAAGCACAGAUUACCUGGGGACCGCCUCCAAAGUUUUUUAAUAAAUUCAUUCUUUGUUGGAAUGAUUCAGGUUCAGUACGCCACACUCUGGAAAAAAACAUUACCACAUACAACCUGACAAAUCUGAAACCUUAUACACGUUAUAAAAUAGAAUUACGUGCCUCCGUCGAGGGAAAAGUGGAGCGUAAGGGAGAUGUGACAACAUGUACACUUCAGACAGAAGCAACAAAUGCAAGUGAGGUCAGGAACUUACGUGUUUCAAAUAAGAAGGAUAAUGAAAUGACUGUGACGUGUGACCUUCCUGAGCACUUGAAUGGCCCCAAAGAAGGGUACUACCAUUUGGAAAUCAAAAUUGGACUUAACACUGUUGACAAGCAAGAAAAGAAAACCUGCAAUUUCGUUCUAAACGGUCUUCAGUAUUUAACAAACUAUACAUUUCUGGUCUAUUUUGACAAUGGGAUGCGUGGUCUUCCAAACAGUAUUUCAGAAGCAACAUCUUAUAAUUAUAAUGCGCUGAUCAUAUUUCUGUCAUUUCUUAUUGUUGUGACAUCAAUAGCCCUGCUUGUUGUUCUCUAUAAAAUCUAUGACCUGCAUAAGAAAAGAUCCAGCAAUUUAGAUGAACAGCAGGAACUUGUUGAAAGGGAUGAUGAGAAGCAGCUGAUGAACGUGGAGCCCAUCCAUGCAGAUGUUUUGUUGGAAACUUACAAGAGGAAGAUCGCAGAUGAAGGGAGGCUCUUCCUGGCUGAAUUUCAGAGCAUUCCACGGGUGUUCGGCAAGUUCUCCAUCAAGGAUGCUAGGAAACCCUUCAACCAGAAUAAAAACCGCUACGUUGACAUCCUUCCUUAUGAUUAUAACCGUGUUGAACUGUCUGACAUAAAUGGAGAUGCAGGGUCAAACUAUAUCAAUGCCAGCUAUAUUGAUGGUUUCAAAGAACCCAGGAAAUACAUUGCUGCACAAGGGCCCAGGGAUGAAACCGUUGAUGAUUUCUGGAGGAUGAUCUGGGAACAGAAGGCCACGGUGAUUGUCAUGGUCACUCGAUGUGAGGAAGGGAACAAGAACAAGUGUGCAUUAUACUGGCCAUCGAUGGAAGAGGGCAGCCGGGUUUUUGGAGAUGUGAUUGUGGAGAUCAAUGAGCACAAAAGAUGCCCGGAUUACAUCAUUCAGAAGCUGACCAUUACAAAUAGAAAAGAAAAAUCAACUGGGAGAACAGUGACCCACAUUCAGUUCACCAGCUGGCCAGACCACGGGGUCCCUGAGGACCCUCACCUGCUCCUCAAGCUGCGCAGAAGAGUGAACGCUUUCAGCAACUUCUUCAGUGGCCCCAUUGUGGUGCACUGCAGUGCUGGUGUUGGACGCACAGGCACCUAUAUUGGAAUUGAUGCCAUGCUAGAAGGCCUGGAGGCAGAGAACAAGGUGGAUGUCUAUGGCUAUGUUGUCAAGCUGAGGCGACAGAGGUGCCUGAUGGUUCAGGUGGAGGCACAGUACAUCUUGAUCCAUCAGGCCUUGGUGGAGUACAAUCAGUUCGGGGAAACAGAAGUGAGCUUGUCUGAGCUACAUCCGUACCUGUCUAAUAUCAAGAAAAGAGAUCCACCCAGUGAGCCAUCCCCACUGGAGGCUGAAUUCCAGAGACUUCCUUCUUAUAGAAGCUGGAGGACACAGCACAUUGGGAAUCAAGAAGAAAAUAAGAGUAAAAACAGGAAUUCUAACGUCAUUCCAUAUGACUUUAACAGAGUGACCCUGAAGCACGAACUGGAAAUGAGCAAGGAGAGUGACCACGACUCGGAUGAGUCCUCUGACGAUGACAGUGACACGGAGGAGACCAGCAAAUACAUCAACGCCUCCUUUGUCAUGAGUUAUUGGAAGCCUGAAGUGAUGAUUGCAGCUCAGGGACCACUGAAAGAGACUAUCGGUGACUUCUGGCAGAUGGUAUUCCAAAGAAAAGUCAAGGUGAUCGUUAUGCUGACAGAGCUAAAGAACGGAGACCAGGAAGCCUGCGCGCAGUACUGGGAGGAAGGAACGCAAACACAUGGAGAAGUGGAAGUGCACAUGAUGGACACCAACCAAUCUUCAGCCUACACCAUCCGUGCAUUUGAACUGAGACAUUCCAAGAGGAAAGAUCCACGAACUGUGUACCAGUACCAAUUUAAUAACUGGAAUGGGGAAGAGCUGCCCCCGGAACCCAAAGAAUUAAUCUUGAUGAUUCAGAAUCUCAAGCAGAAACUUCCCAAGAAGAAUUCCACCGAAGGGAAUAAGUAUCACAAGCACGCACCUCUCCUUGUUCACUGCAGAGAUGGAUCUCAGCAAACAGGGAUAUUUUGUGCUUUGUUAAAUCUCUUGGAAAGUGCAGAAACAGAAGAAGUGAUAGAUGUUUUUCAAGCAGUCAAAUCUCUACGCAAAGCUAGGCCGGGAAUGAUUCCCACGUUUGAGCAGUACCAAUUCCUGUAUGACGUCAUUGCUAGCACCUACCCUGCGCAGAACGGACAGGUAAAGAAAAACAGCCACCAGGAAGAUAAAAUUGAAUUUGAUAAUGAAGUGGACAAAGGGGAGCAGGAUGCUAAUUGCGUGAGUCCACCUGAUGCCCUGGAUAAGACCCCUGAAGGAACCCAAGAGGGUGAAGAUUCCAAACCCCCGAGUGGCCCUGAGGGCCCGGAACGUCCCGCCAAUGGUCCCGCGAGUCCAGUUUUAACUCAGAGUGCAUAGGAAAAGACAAACAUAGAGCAACUCAAAACCCCACAUUAAAUUUUAUUUCUAUUUUUCUAGAACUAAAAAGGCAAAAUAGAUAUACAAUGGCUGAACGAAGUGCAUGGACCAGUAUCUGUGGGAAGUUUCUAUUUUACAACUGUAGAAAAAUAUUUAAGACAGUUUUGCUGAAGCAUUUUGUACAGUCUUAGGCUUAUUUUGUUUUAUCCAUCAUUCAGCAAAAAACAACUUCUUUGUAGUCUUUGUGUGUGUGUGUGUGUGUGUGUGUGUGUGACAGAGUGACAGAGACAGACAGACAGAAACGAGAGAGAGAAAGAGGAUGCUUUCAAGUAAAUCUAAAUGCUCUUGAGAAAUUUUGCCUUCUUGGAUUUUUUUUUUUUUUUGAAGAAAAAUAACAUUUUAUACUGGAAAUAUUAACUUUGCUCAAAGAUUCUAUUUUUUUAAAUCAUAAUUGGUGUGUGGGCUCUGUGUGAGAAUAACUUGUAUGUUUCUAGAAUGCCCUCAAGAUGGCCUCCUUGUUCUACUGAAAUAUAUCUUAUAGUUUACUCUUUUACUUCUAGAGAUAGGCAUAAAAGUAGUGUGUGUGUAUAGUUACUACAAGAAAGUUAACUCAAUUAACAUUUGGAAAUCUUAUAUUCCAUAUGUUAGCAUUUAGUGUGAUGUUUCAAGCUUAUUUAAUCUAAUUUAAAAUUUCAAGAACGCCGACCUUAUCUUCAUGUGGUGUUUACAGUUUUGCAACAUGGGUUAUCCUCUGUAUAAUAUAUGACAUUCAUUGCUUGAUACUUUUGACCCCAAAUUAUGUGUUUGUUACAAUUGAGCUUAAAUAAACAUCUUUAAACAAGUGCAAUUUAUAUUCAAUCCUUAGAACAAAAAUGGAGAUGUAUUUGUUCCAAAUACAUAUGAAGCCUAACGUAGCUAUUUUUAUUGAUAUGAGAUAUAUAAUAUUGCAUAUGCAUAUUUUUCAUGGUAAAGUUUGUCCUCGUCUUUCACUGAAGUGUGUUUACUUUGAAUUUCUCAAAUGUUUAUACUGCUUUCACUGGGGGUUGACAA
Messenger RNA from Hippopotamus amphibius kiboko, 4892 nucleotides. RefSeq names its product protein tyrosine phosphatase receptor type C (gene PTPRC). The transcript has 28 exons. Lineage: Eukaryota; Metazoa; Chordata; Mammalia; Artiodactyla; Hippopotamidae. Gene Ontology annotation, biological process: negative regulation of protein kinase activity; protein dephosphorylation; T cell receptor signaling pathway. The record is from RefSeq and is a predicted model, not a curated record. Bases 336 to 3842 code for a protein of 1168 amino acids. Gene Ontology annotation, molecular function: protein binding; protein tyrosine phosphatase activity.